Molecule: messenger RNA, 1885 nt
Organism: Centropristis striata (black sea bass)
Lineage: Eukaryota; Metazoa; Chordata; Actinopteri; Perciformes; Serranidae
Gene: gdf10a
Product: growth differentiation factor 10a
Exons: 3
Coding region: 293-1885 (530 amino acids)
Biological process (GO): SMAD protein signal transduction; BMP signaling pathway
Cellular component (GO): extracellular region
Molecular function (GO): cytokine activity; growth factor activity
Source: RefSeq, a predicted model, not a curated record
CGCUCGAGUAUAACCCCCUCAAGCCUCUGGCGGUCACACAGACGCAAGUGUAAAAGUAGCAGCUCCAACUGUUGCCCGGACUAACCCGUUCAGCAUCCACACAGGCUGACACACAGAGCAGUGAGACGGCUCACCGAGCACGAAGCGGAAAAGUGAGCGCAGAGGUGGAACAUUUACGCACAGCUCUUUUUUUUAGUCUGGAUUGUUUGGCGCGUCUUUAAAGCCCACUUUUAAUCUUUUUGGACAUUUUUCUGCACCUCUUGGAAUUUUUUUUAGCCAUUUCAGCACUUAAAUGGUAGCUCUGAGUAUGAUUUCCUCGCACCUGUUCCUGUUGAUGUUCAACUGUUUCCUGGGUGCUGCAUCAGUUAGGAUCAUAAAAGGGAGCGCACAGGAUGGCAGCUUCCUCCAGCACUCUUCCGAUCCGUUCUCAGAUGACCUGGAACAGGACAUGGUCUCCCAGCACAUGUCCAAACUGUACGAGAAGUACAACAGGGAAAACCGCCUUAGAGAGGGCAACACUGUGAGGAGUUUCAGAGCCAGCCAAGACUCUUCUGACCACAGGACGGUGUACAGACUCAACCUUACAACCCUCCAGGACUCAGAGGUCAUCCUCUCUGCCACAUUCCACUUCCUACUCGAUCGGCGCCCUCAUCAAAAACCCUGGUUCUGUAAACGCUUCAAAAGCCCAUCCUGUCGUGGCUCAGCCGUCCACCCUUCUCCGUCCAUCAGCCUGCUCCUUCGCUCUGUCUCCUCCAGGUCAGAGGUCAGAUCUGGGUCAAUGGGGUCACUUCUAGGCAAUGUGACCUUCCACCCCCACAGGAGAGGGGUGUGGCAGAUGAAAGAUGUGACCCAGGUCAUAAAGGAGGCACGGGACAAGGGUCAUCUCCUGGUUUCAGUGGAGUUGGUCUUAGAGCAGCAGUACCAGAGGAAAUCAGAGGGGGCACUGUCAGGUGGCAGCCUGCCCUACCUGUUGAUGUAUGCUAAUGACCAAGUCUUGGCAGAGCCCAACAGCGUGGCUGCUAGCCUUCAGAGAUAUGACCCGUUCAACGAUGGAGGAGAGGCCUCACAUUCCUCUCACAGACCAAACUCAUCACCAGAGUCAAAAGGACGUGAGAGAAGGGAAGCAACUCUGCUCUCUGACCCCAUUCAGAACAAUGAGCUGCCCGAGGUUCACUACAGGCCUGAUGGGUACAGGAAGGAUGAGCUUUGGGAGAGCACUUGGUACCUGGCACUCAAACCGAAAUCAGGAAAGAAGGAAAAGAAAAGAAAGAGCCAGGACGAAGAAGGAGUGGAGCAAGGUAGAGGAGCACAUCAUAAAGAAGAAACUCAAAUUCACAAAGAAGAAGAAAGAACAUUGCAGGGGCUCAAUCCUGAUGAAUCAACAGAGAAAAAAGUCAAAGACAGUCGCAUGCCGGCUACCGGUGACGGGCGCAAGCCUGAGUGGAGAAAUGACGGAAAGGAUGGAAAAAAGCACAAGGGGAGCGUUAACUCUCAGUCACCUCUUCUCAGUUUUGAUGAGCAAACGAUGCGUAAGGCCAGGAGGAGGCAGUGGGCGGACACCCAGCAGAGAGGCUGUUCUCGAAGGAACCUUAGAGUGGACUUUGCAGACAUUGGCUGGAGCGAGUGGGUCAUAGCACCCAAGGCCUUUGAUGCCUAUUACUGCGCUGGCACAUGCGGAUUCCCCAUGCCUAAGGUGGCGAGGCCAUCUAACCACGCCACCAUCCAGAGCAUAGUCCGUGCCGUUGGGAUCAUCCCUGGAGUUCCUGAGCCCUGCUGUGUCCCAGAAAAGAUGAGUCCUCUGGCUGUGCUCUACCAGGAUGAAUCCAGUAACCCAGUGCUCAAAAUUUACCCCAACAUGUCAGUCCAGUCCUGCUCCUGCAGAUAG